Molecule: messenger RNA, 2423 nt
Organism: Impatiens glandulifera
Lineage: Eukaryota; Viridiplantae; Streptophyta; Magnoliopsida; Ericales; Balsaminaceae
Product: cation/calcium exchanger 4-like
Exons: 2
Coding region: 383-2251 (622 amino acids)
Biological process (GO): transmembrane transport; monoatomic cation transport
Cellular component (GO): membrane
Molecular function (GO): monoatomic cation transmembrane transporter activity
Source: RefSeq, a predicted model, not a curated record
AGAAACGACAACCUUUUUCAUUCUUCUUCUUCUUCUACUAAAUGAUCAUUACCAAACGAAUCAAAGUUCUUCUCUUUUCUGCAAUCAAACGAAAGGCAUCCUCCACCCAUAUAUGCAUUAAAUAUACCCACCCUUCUUCUUCUUAUUCUCCAUACACGCUUCUCUUACGCGGGGCGGGCAGGCACAGAGAGAGAGAGAAAACCCAAGAUCCUUGUUGUAAAUCGCACGCGUAUUCAAUUCUAUUGAAUCCAUAACAUCAAUCCAUACCAUACCCAGAAGCAGGUUUUGCUUCUUACACUUUGGCCUAGGUCAAAUUGGAGACAGAGCUCCUGGUCACAUCUCUGUUCAUUGUAACUUGGCUAUUAAGAAGGAUCUCGAGAAGAUGGAUGAAGCAAGUGGGUUUUACGCUUUAAAUCGCCCUCGUUUGCGAAGAAUUUUCAGACGAAUUUCUGCAUUUUCUCUAGUGGUGUUCAUUUUCUUCUUUUCUGAAAUGAGUGGGAAAUCAUCUUCUUCUGGUCGGAUUGAAGUAGUUAGGCGGCAUGUUAUGGAAGUUAAUGCUAAUUUAAACGAUUCUACAGUUGAUGCUGUUCACGGGUCAGGCGAGAAUAACUUGAAUCUAAUUAAACCCCCCACGUUUUGUCCAGGAAUAUAUAACCACCAAGGGUAUGAAAGUCAAUGUGAUUACUUGAUUAACAGUUCACAGUGUGCUGAUUCUGGCGGUUUCUUCAAUUACAUUGCUUUCUUCUAUUGUGAUUGCGAGAAAAACAAGGCUUUGGGUUACAUGGUGCUUGUCCUUUGGUUAGUGGCCCUGUUUUAUCUACUUGGAAAUACUGCCACUGAAUACUUCUGUUGCUGCCUUGAGAAGUUAUCAAAUCUAUUGAAUCUGAGACCGACAGUUGCAGGCGUAACUUUGCUUCCUCUUGGAAAUGGAGCCCCUGAUGUUUUCGCCAGCAUUGCAGCUUUCAUGGGGACAGAAGCAGGGGAUGUUGGUCUCAACAGUGUUUUGGGCGGUGCCAUGUUCGUGUUGAGUGUCGUCGUGGGUACUAUUGCUAUCUGCUCGGCUGGGAACUCUGGUAGAAUUAGCAAGAGAUGUUUCUUCAGAGACGUCACUUUCUUCCUAUUUACGCUUGUUGCACUCGUUGUGAUUCUCGUAGCAGGGGAGGUGAAUUUCGGAGGCGCGAUCGCUUACUUUUCGAUUUACGUUGUUUACGCUUUGUCCGUGGCUGCAAACGAGAUCAUAAGGAGAAAGGGAUAUAAGCAAGAUUCGGAGUCUCUAGUUUCGAUACCUCUGCUUGCCCAUGCAGAUGAGAAUGGCGGCGUUCCCCUUCUGGGAACAAGGCUUCCCCAUUGGGUUUGGAAUUCGCAUGUGGGCAUUUAUACAAACGAAGAGGGUUCAGGGGACGCGUCUACACCGAAGGCCAUGUGGGGUUGGAGCAAUGAGGAGACGGUUGGGGAUGGGGAUGAUUGGUUCAAGUUUUGUUGGUGGGUGUUGGAAUUGCCGUUGGCUCUUCCAAGAAGGGUAACGAUCCCGAUAGUGGAGGAAGAGAGGUGGUCUAAAGGGUAUGCGGUCGCCAGUGCUUUCUUUGCACCGAUGCUCUUAGCGACCUUGUGGAACUCUCGACAAAACAGUGUCGAUUUUUUCAGCAAAGAAGUUGUGUAUGUAAUGGGUGCAACGGUGGGUAUUAUAUUGGGAGUUGUAGCGAUUAUUUACACGAAAAGGGAAGGUCCGCCGACGAAGUUUGUGUUUCCUUGGGUUUUGGGAGGUUUUUUUAUGAGUAUAGUUUGGUUCUACAUAAUAGCAAACGAGCUGGUGGCACUGCUGGUGGGGUUAGGGGUGAUAUUUGGAAUAAAGCCGUCCAUCUUGGGAUUAACGGUGUUGGCGUGGGGAAACUCGAUGGGUGAUCUGAUGUCGAAUUUGGCGUUGGCGAUGAACGGUGGGGAUGGCUUGCAAAUGGCGAUGUCGGGGUGCUAUGCUGGGCCCAUGUUCAACACGCUGGUGGGUUUGGGAAUCUCGAUGGUGCUAGGGGCAUGGUCCAAGAUACCGGGCUCGUACAUUGUUCCCAAGGACAAUAGCUUGUAUUUCACAAUCGGGUUUAUUGCGUUGAGCCUGGUUUGGUCAAUGGUAGCUUUACCCAGAAAUGGGAUGCGCCCAGGCAAGCUGUUGGGAGUGGGUCUUAUAACACUUUACUUUACAUUUCUUUCUGUUAGACUUUUGACUGCUCUAAGUUCUAUGUCAACAGACGGUUCUUAACACCAAAUCUUAUGUAAAUCCUGCUUGUAUGUAGUAGUAAUUGUUAACCCAUAGCUCAUAUGGAUGGAUCGAGAAGUUUGCCAAUUAAUCUAUAGCUAUCUUGCAUUGAAUCCAACAUAUAUAUGGGAAAUGACUCACCUCCCAAGAAUGGAGAUAAAGUAAUUUCAAGUAU